AUGCAAAAGAAGAAUACGACAGAGUGUUCGAAGAAUCCCGGGCCAAUAAUAAGGAAUUUGAAUGAGGCCCGCGCUGCGGAGAGGAAUGUGUGCGCCACAGACAAAACGAUCACAUGCGGACCAACUCGCGGGUUGAGUGCUCUGUUUGUAGAUGGUAAUAGUUUUAUUAACGUCAUGAAACUAUAGAAUCAUUUAAUUGUCCUUUCCAUAGUUCAGCAUUGCGGUGAGUUUCACAAUAAAUUAUGUAUCCUAUUGAAUUUGCUUUGUUUUCGAAAGCAUUCCGGAGAACCUCCGCGGGUAUCUUGCGUUUGCACCCGUUGCUACGUUGCUGACGCGCUAUACCUUGUCAUGCUUCAAGUUUUAUUGACGUGGUUUCCCAAUAGGUAAAUAUUUUCUUUACGUGACUGAUUGCCUAUUUAACACUGAUUGUCGCCAUUUUCGUCUUUUUCUGAUAUGAUAGAGUUUUUGCAGCGGUUCUACCAGUUUUUGA
This is a messenger RNA of Caenorhabditis auriculariae, 490 nucleotides long. NCBI's taxonomy places the organism in Eukaryota, Metazoa, Nematoda, Chromadorea, Rhabditida, Rhabditidae. The record is from the annotation of a GenBank genome assembly.